Molecule: messenger RNA, 2288 nt
Organism: Drosophila mauritiana
Lineage: Eukaryota; Metazoa; Arthropoda; Insecta; Diptera; Drosophilidae
Product: sex peptide receptor
Exons: 8
Coding region: 360-1604 (414 amino acids)
Biological process (GO): G protein-coupled receptor signaling pathway
Cellular component (GO): membrane
Molecular function (GO): G protein-coupled peptide receptor activity
Source: RefSeq, a predicted model, not a curated record
GCGCGUGAAAGGAUCACAGUGCGGAUCAAACAGACCGGUCUGUGAAAAGUCAGGGAAACCCAGUUGAAAAACUAUAGUAACAAAAUUGAAAAAAAAAAAUAUUAAUUACAAACUGCCUAAUAAAAAUUCCACACAUUGUUUCAAAAAAGAAUAUAUAUAUUCUUCAAUCUAAACAGAACCAUUCCAACCAAAAAAACCAGCAAAAGAAAUAAAACGCAAAUCAGCUCUUCUCGUGGCGCCAUUUAUUUGCAUAAUUAAAGCCGUUCGGUUAGAUGGUGGGCGAGAUUAGGAGUGGCUUGGAUGAUGGCAGUUAUUAAUUAGCACAUAUACAUCAUACGAGUGGAACUAGUUAGUCUGCAAUGAUGCAGGAGACCGGCAGUCAAAUGGGACAUACCCAUUUGCACCAGCGGACUCCUUUCAACGACACGGUCCUGAAGGACUAUCAUCUCACUAGCACCGAUAUCGAGAAGUUCGUAAAGCUAUGGCAGGAGUUCCAGAUGAAGAACAUGACCGCUCAGGUGGAUGAGUGCCAAGGCUAUUGCCAGGGGGAAAUAUACAACUGGUUGCGAGCCUACAACAGCAUCCAUGGAUACGUUUCGCUGAUGAUUUGCAUUUUCGGGACAAUAGCAAACAUCUUGAACAUAAUGGUCCUGACCAGAAAGGAAAUGGCCAAGACGCCCAUAAAUAAUAUACUUAAGUGGUUGGCGGUGGCCGAUAUGUUUGUGAUGCUGGAAUAUAUACCCUAUACAUCGUAUCAGUACAUAUAUAUGGGGCCAGGUGAAAAAGAUUUGAGCUACACCUGGGCGGUUUGUCUGCUGGUCCACAUGCACUUCACCCAGAUCCUGCAUACGAUUUCCAUCGGACUGACUGUCACGCUGGCGGUGUGGCGGUAUGUGGCUAUCAGACAUCCGAACGGGGGCUGUGCCAACUUCCUGCUAGCACAUUCCCGGGAGGCGAUCCUCCUGCCCUUCAUCCUGUCGCCGAUCCUCUGCCUGCCCACGUACUUUGUGUUCCAGGUGCGUGAGACGUACGACGUGGACAAGGUCAACUCGGAGGCCAUGUACCACGUUUACUUCGAUAAGGACUCGGUGCUCUACAGAUUCAACUUCUGGAUACAUUCCGUGCUCAUCAAACUUCUGCCAUGCGGCAUAUUAAUUGUGAUCAGUGCUGUACUUAUGCACGUUUUGUGCGAGGCAUCUAGACGUCGCUUGAAGCUGAGGGAUUACAACAAUCCCGCCAAAUAUGCCAUCCAGCUAAAUCUGAAUGAAACCAAAUCCAAGAAGCCGCCUCGCUGUGAUCGCCGAAACGAUCGGACUACCCUCUUGCUGGUUGCGGUACUGGUUUUGUUUCUGAUCACGGAGUUCCCGCAGGGAUUACUCGGCCUGCUGUCCGGGGUGAUGGAGAAGUGCUUCUUCGCCCACUGCUAUCCGCCGUUUGGAGAGCUGAUGGAUCUGCUGGCGCUGAUCAACGCCGCCGUGGGAUUCGUGCUGUACGGUCUGAUGUCGAAACAGUUCCGGACCACCUUCCGAUCGCUCUUCAUGAAGCGGCACUUUGGCAGCACCGAAAUGACCAGGUUGACCCGCGUAACCACGACUUGCGUCUAAUUGGACACAUCUAAAGAUGUGAUCAUGGGCAGGAGCAAACACUAGUGAGGGAUGAAGUAGGUGAGGGACAUCCAAGAUGUUCUGGUCCGGCAUUGAUUUUGAAUUUUCUAAAGCAUAAACUUUAUAAAAGUUUCGUUAUCUUGACUAAACAAACUAAAAUAUGAGAAACUGUGAGUGUGGAAUUAAUGUACGGGCUGACCAGUUGAUCAGUUGAUAUCCACGAAGGUUUACGUUUAGGUGUAGUCCUAAGUGGUUGACUGGUGCAUCGAUCGGUUUAGAAAUUGAUUCUGCUUGUGAUCUGGCUGUUUCGCAAAGUGCCAUUUCAUUUCCAAAUAAUAACAUUUACGUUUUACAUUGAUUAGUUUACCAGUUGGUGUUUCAAAUUCGUAUUAGUAUAUAAGUUUCAUAGGCUAAGUCAGUGCAAGCUGUACAAAUACGAGACAUUUACUUUUCCAUAAGAUGAGGAAAAACUGGAAACCAUCAGCAAAACUGUAGCUAUGCUAAGAGGACUGAAGAACUCACUGAGCCCCGAGUUGCUCAUUCUUCUUAGCUGGAAUCACGAAACAAUUCUAUUUUGAUUGUAUGGCGUUAAUUGGUUUUCAGCAAAAGUGCCAAUGCAUUUUACAUUGGCUAAUUGAAUAACCGUAUUUUGAAUACUUUUUAAGUCGCUUAUACUAUUUAUAA